Spirodela intermedia is the source of this 1173-nucleotide messenger RNA. The record is from the annotation of a GenBank genome assembly. NCBI's taxonomy places the organism in Eukaryota, Viridiplantae, Streptophyta, Magnoliopsida, Alismatales, Araceae.
AUGGGGUGCGCGUCCUCUAAGCGAGUGGAGACGGUGGUGGUGGCGGACGUCUACCGGCCGCCGCCGACGAGCAUCGCCGUGUUCGACAUCAACACGAUAGAGGAGCCCUGGCUCAUCACGGCCACGGUGGACGGCAACGAGGUGGCAGCGCCGGAGCCGGAGAAGAAGACGGCGGCGAACGUGACGCUGCCAAUCCUCGACAAGUUGGACUCCUUGGAGCAGGCCCCUCAGUCCUGGUCCGAAGUCAGCAAGGCGUUGGAGGACCUGAAGCCCUCUCUCCGCAACCCCCCGCCGCCGGUCAAUUCCCCGCCCUCUCCUUCUCCUCCUCCUCCUGCACCAGCUCCGGCAGCAGCGCCGCCGGCGAGGAACCAGUCCUUCCACACCCUCGAGGAGCUCGAGGCCAAGCUCAACUCCGACAACAAGACCAGCAAGAAAAGCCCCAACGGGCCCUCUCCCUCUCCUCCGCCUGCACCAUCUCUUUCUACCGCCGCCGCCCGUCCUUCGCGGCCAGUGCUGCUGGAGGGCGUGCGGCCGGUGACCCAGAACAGCUUCCUACUGAGGGACAAGGAGGAGAGAGAGAAGAAGGCGGGUUCCAUGCCGGAGGACCCAACGCGGCGGUGGCGGCGGAACCCGCUGGACGGCUUCCAGGAGAUCUGCCCACCGGGCGGCGCCGACGGCGUGGUCCUCUACACCACCUCCCUGCGCGGGGUGCGCAGGACCUUCGACGACUGCGAGCGGGCGCGGCAGCUGGUGGAGGCGCACUGCCUGGCCAUGGCGACGGAGGUCGACGAGCGGGACAUCUCCCUGCACGGGGAGUACCUCAAGGAGCUGCGGGAGCUUGUGGGGGAGGAGGCCGCAGUGCCGAGGCUGUUCGUCAAGGGGAGGUACGUCGGGGGAGUCAACGAAGUGGUCGAGUUCAACGAGACGGGUCGCCUGAGGCUGAUCUUGAAGCUGGCGAGGGACCCCGCCGCCGCCGCAGCCGAGGGCGGCAGCCAGGGGCGGCGGGUCUGCGGCGGCUGCGGCGGCGCCCGGUUCGUCCCCUGCUCGGACUGCAACGGCAGCCGCAAGGUGGUGCUCGAGGAGGGCGGCAGCCGCAAGGGCGCCGCCGCCGCCACGGUGACGUGCGCCCGGUGCAACGAGAAUGGCCUGGUGCAGUGCCCCCUCUGCCGCUAG